Molecule: messenger RNA, 1401 nt
Organism: Paramisgurnus dabryanus
Lineage: Eukaryota; Metazoa; Chordata; Actinopteri; Cypriniformes; Cobitidae
Gene: tor4ab
Product: torsin family 4, member Ab
Cellular component (GO): endoplasmic reticulum lumen; nuclear envelope
Molecular function (GO): ATP binding; ATP hydrolysis activity
Source: RefSeq, a predicted model, not a curated record
UGUGGACAGUGAAACGAGACCAAUGGAUGCACAGAUAGGACAACUGGAGAAAGAGGAGAUGGUUGGCACCAGAAGCACAUCUCUACUCUCCCCACAGCUAAAAGCCAUGAUCCGAAUCAAGAAAAAAUACCUGAAGAAACUGCGUCCAGAACAUGGCUCCAAUUCAGCCCGGUUGGGUCAUAACAAUUCAGACGGCAUAAAUUCAGACGUGAAUUUGCAACCUAAGAGGCCUAAGAGGAAGUCCAGGCGUCGGGUGAUGUUCCCGAAUCACACAUUGAUGUGCAAACCGAAGAGGGAGCGCAGCCGAGCGAAACCUUUCCUGAUCUUCUUCAGCAUUAUCAUUUUCAUUCAGGUCUACAACGCCAUCGAAAAUUUGGACGACCAUGUUUUAAAGUAUGAUCUUGAAGGAUUAGAGAAGACGUUAGACAGGGAGUUGUUCGGCCAGCAGGAAGCGCUAGAGGAGCUGAUGGACCAUCUGAAAGAUUAUCUAUCAACUUACACCCACCACCAACCUCUCGCCCUGUCUUUCCACGGGCCGUCUGGCGUUGGCAAAAGCCACCUGGGUCGCGUGCUGACGCGCCACUUCCGCUCCGUGAUAGGCGACAAGCUGGUAGUGCAGUAUUUUUCUAAGCAUCACUGCCCCCUAAAGGACGCGGCACAGGAUUGCGCUUCCAAACUCGCUAAACGUAUAAUGGAGGUAGUGACUCGAGCCGAAGAGGAAGAGCAAAUUCCUUUCUUCAUCCUAGAUGAGGUGGAACUGAUGCAACCUCCGCUGCUGGAUGUAUUGAAGACGUUUCUUCGGCCAGAUCAGACGAAUGAGUUUCUUAACGUUGUUUAUGUUUUUCUAAGCAGCCUGGGCCAAAGGGAAAUAACAGCUCACAUCCUGCACAACGCCUCGACUGCCGGAGCUCAUAAAUCACUCCGGCAGGCCCUGACUUUCAUCCAUCCGCUGUGGACAGAACCCACAGUGGAGAUUAUUCCUCUGUCCCUACUGGAGCGUGAACAUGUCAUCCGAUGCUUUAUGGAGGAAAUGACACUCGAGGGCUUUUACUCCGACACCAAACAGGUAGAAGCACUGGCAGAUGAGCUGGCCUAUCACAGAGCGGCUGGAAAACAGUAUGCAAAGACCGGCUGCAAACAAGUAGUGGGAAAAGUUAAUCUGCUAUGAGAGGAUACACGAUACCACAGAAGAACCAUUUUGGCUGUAUGGAUCUGUAGAACCGUUCUGUUGCAAGAAGAAAAUGGUUCUUCACUCUCAGAAAAAAUGUACAAGAGCUGUCAUUGGACAUUUCCUUUGAGGAAAAAGUCCCAGUAUGCACAUUUUAAGUACAGAUAUGUAUGCAGACGACUCAAGACCAGAUCCGCACCAGAUCCGUUCCGGACCUUCCGACUUCAGCCCAG